Drosophila persimilis is the source of this 559-nucleotide messenger RNA. It is a transcript of the gene Taf10b, whose product is annotated as transcription initiation factor TFIID subunit 10b. Gene Ontology annotation, cellular component: SAGA complex; transcription factor TFIID complex; nucleus. Gene Ontology annotation, biological process: transcription initiation at RNA polymerase II promoter. The record is from RefSeq and is a predicted model, not a curated record. Bases 1 to 462 code for a protein of 153 amino acids. NCBI's taxonomy places the organism in Eukaryota, Metazoa, Arthropoda, Insecta, Diptera, Drosophilidae. Gene Ontology annotation, molecular function: promoter-specific chromatin binding; RNA polymerase II general transcription initiation factor activity. The transcript has 2 exons.
AUGGUCGGAUCCAAUUUUGGUAUAAUCUACGGCCUGACGGGCCCUUCAAACCAAGGAGCCUCCUCAGCUGGACAGGGCGGAGCAGGCAUGGCUGCUGGUGGAGGAAGCGCAGACCGCGACCGCCUUACUACCGCGGCCCAUCUCAGCGACUUCAUGUUGCAGCUGGAAGACUACACGCCGUUGAUUCCCGAUGCCGUGACAGCGCAUUAUUUGAAUUUAGGUGGAUUCCAGGCGGACGACAAACGGAUUGUGCGUCUCAUUAGCAUUGCAGCUCAGAAAUACAUGUCGGAGAUCAUGGACGAUGCUCUGCAGCACUCCAAAGCGCGUACGCAUUUGCAAACCACCAACACACCUGGCGGAUCAAAGGCCAAGGAUCGCAAGUUUACAUUGACCAUGGAAGAUCUGCAACCAGCGCUGGCCGACUACGGAAUCAAUGUUCGCAAAAUGGACUAUAGCCAGUAGAUCUCUGCACACUCUGUAAAUUCUCUCAUCUAGUUUUUAGUUUAUUCAAAAGUCGGGCAAAACGAUUAUUGUUCAAUUAUAAAUAUCCAGACACUAA